Rosa chinensis is the source of this 1294-nucleotide messenger RNA. RefSeq lists its product as uncharacterized. Bases 704 to 1108 code for a protein of 134 amino acids. The record is from RefSeq and is a predicted model, not a curated record. The transcript is spliced from 6 exons. Lineage: Eukaryota; Viridiplantae; Streptophyta; Magnoliopsida; Rosales; Rosaceae.
UAAAUUUCAUUUAUCUAAAGACCGGGCAGGUCAUUUCUAUUCGAUACCCUACGAAACUUUGACUUAACCCUUAUGCUCUCUCCUCCCAGCUUUCGUCUCUCUCCCUGGCAGACUUGCGGCCGCAGCAGGUAUCAUUGAGAACCCAUAUCGAUAACCUUCAUGGAUCUCUGUUUUGGCAGUCAUUUUCUCUUCGUCAUCCUCGAUUAACACUUAUCUGGUAAGGAUGAGUCACGCACUUCUCUGGAACUUUCAUUGUCAGAACUCUCUCUCUACCCCUUGGGCAUUCUCGUGUUCUACCUCUGUCAAUGAUUUCAACUAGGUUUAUCUUCUAAUCUUGCUUUAAUUUCAAUUUCGUACUUCUAGGGUUUAAAUCUGUGAACAUGUUAGUAGCAAGCCUGGCUCGAUUUAUUCAAUAAAUAUAUUACAGAUCUACUUUUUCAAACCGAAAUAUCGUAUCCCUUCCCUUAAUCAUUGUAUCUCUUGUAAUGUCAGAAUAUUUCCCCCAUAUUCUAGUUCUCUUAAUUUCAUACCAAGGAUCAAUCGAUGCUAAAGUUGGAGAUGGGUUUUGUGAAGAAUUGGUUCAAAUGGUCGCAGCUAAUUUUAGCUAUGGUGAUGGUGUAGAUGUUUGUAGCAGGGAUGAACUUGCUUUCGAAAGCGAUUCUGAGUGAGGGAAGCUUCAUUUUUGCACUCAUGGAGUAUCGGCAUGUGGUUGCGGCCAUUUGUGUUGCUUUGCGCUCUCUUUGGAAAGGAUCAAGGAACAGAAGCUAGGUUGGUUGGUUUGGUUCUGGCUAUUUGUCAAUGUCUUGAUUGGGAUAACAGUAGCAAUGGCAUUGUUUUACUAUGGCCUCCGAGACAUCACGGCUACAUAUAUACAAAUCUUUUUUUUUCUAUAUUGUUGAUUGUAACCUAUAUGAUAAUGGAUGGAGACUUGGUUUGUCCUGCAAAGAUGGGAAGAUCUGUAGAGUUGCAAUGUUUGAAGGUUGGAGUAACCAGUAUGAGCCGUUUGAAAGCUGCAAUGUUUUCUCCAGGUGCUUUGAAGUUUAAGAUGGAGGUUUAUGGGAUAAAGAAAAACACCCUUAAUGAGCAGGAGCUUGAGUUCACGUGUUAGAAGUUGCAAUCUCCAGAAUAUCUUGUACAACUCAUUUUUUAAUUUGGUAAAAUUAUAGUUCGAUCAUUGUUAGUAGUUGUUUAUUGGAUCAUUACUUAUAACUUAUUAACUUUGUGCUCAUUGUAGUGUAUUUUAGUUAUAAUACUAGAAUUGGUACCCGCGCGUUGCUGCGGGUUUGGAAUAGAA